AUGAACAACUAUCUCGCAUGGAGUCGCCGCGAGAUUAUGAACGCUCUGAUUCAACGCCAAAUCUUGAUACCUGGAAUCGAGUCAAUGUCCAGAACGCACUGUCGCAUUGCUUUGGAAGAAGCCGAUGACCGACGCAGCUUUCACCUCAUGCAGCUUCCAAAAGAAGUGCGCCUCAUGGUCUACGAGGCUGCGUUGUCAGCUGAAGAUGUUUUUGUCGUAAGAGAUUCCUCAAAGCCGGCUCUCCUUUCUGUGAGCAAGCAAGUGCAGCAAGAAGCGAGCGAGAUCUUCUUUCGUGUCAACAGAUUCGAAUUUCGUAUCGACCAUGGAUACGUCUCGCCAUCUUGCCUUGGACCACGGACGCAGCUGUGCAGCGUGGAGCUGCAGUGGUUGGUUAACAUUGGGCCAGAGAACGUUGCAAACAUCCGUCAUUUGUCGUUCGCCCACUACGAUAGUUGGUCAACUACAAUAACUACACAGAUGGAUCUAUCAUGCCUCGAUGCUUCGAAUUGUAUUCAGAUCCGAAGGAAGAUCUGCAAGUGUCCCCAAGCAUGCGAAAAUCGAUGCCGACAGUCGCUGACCGAGAAACUCAACGAUGCCCUCUCAGAUACGGAAUACAGAGAUGAAGACGGGAACCAAAUGAAAGAGGAUGGCAUUCGCGAGCAUGGCCAAUACCGGGCCGCUAAGCUGAGGAAAACCAUCGCUGACCUUCGAACCUCAUUUGGUAGAUUUCGAGAACUCUGCGGUACAGGCAAGAAAGUGAAGCCUUCGGUGGAGGGCAUCAAGCUUCUGACACUGGCAGCAUUCUUGCACUGCCACUAG
Aureobasidium pullulans EXF-150 is the source of this 819-nucleotide messenger RNA. RefSeq lists its product as uncharacterized. Lineage: Eukaryota; Fungi; Ascomycota; Dothideomycetes; Dothideales; Saccotheciaceae. The coding region runs from base 1 to 819 and encodes 272 amino acids. The record is from RefSeq and is a predicted model, not a curated record. The transcript has a single exon.